Molecule: messenger RNA, 3154 nt
Organism: Limanda limanda (common dab)
Lineage: Eukaryota; Metazoa; Chordata; Actinopteri; Pleuronectiformes; Pleuronectidae
Product: thrombospondin type-1 domain-containing protein 1
Exons: 8
Coding region: 135-3029 (964 amino acids)
Cellular component (GO): cell periphery
Source: RefSeq, a predicted model, not a curated record
AAUGUGGCCCCGGAGCUCCGAGGGGCCUCCGGUACCCGACAGCACCUGGUGACGCGGUUCAGAGGAACAACACCGAGACCGAUGCUGAGCGGAGUCCCGGAGAAAUAGUUCAGAGAUGGUGGCAGACGACGGUCAUGUGGAGUAGCAGGAAACAGAGGCACGGACUUUCGGGGAUGCCACGGGCUGUCAACCUGCUGCCCGUCCUGCUGGCGCUCCUUGGAUAUGCGUUCGCAGGGCUGAGUAUCUGGCCCUCCCUCCACGUUGCCCUCAGCAACCCCAGUGUAUUUGUGGACUUCAUCACAAAAUCCAACAUCAGCACCGUCCGCAACACAAGCCUCUCACUGGUCAACAUGGAAACCAACACCACCAUUUACAGCAAGACUAUCCCCAACAACCAAUCGAACGGCAGUGUGGAGUUCGGCUGUUCCCACUUCCUGUAUGCAGGAACUUUCAGGUUCCUGCUCAUGCAGACCACCUACACUGUUGAUGCUCAUGGUGGUAGCAUAGAUGUGAGUAGCAAGGAGAGCACCUCCUGGUUGUGGAGUUCAGAGCUGCAGGUGCAGUGGCCUACCUUUCACAUUGCAGUUGAGAGGGCUGGAAACCACUCAGGAUCUUUUCAGGUUGGAAUAUCCACUAAUGAACACUUUCAGGCUUGUUCCAGGGGCCUCGACUCUGCUCUCUUCCUGGAGGUCAGCUACGUGGAGUACAACCAGAUUGGGCGCAAGAUCAUUGACAAGGUCCGAGCCCGCACGCAACACCCAAUCAAACCCCUCCGUUCCCAGAGCGUCGAGCUGUCCUGCGCCUUCCCGUUCACGGAGAAAGACUUUAUACGAGUGGCUUUGGAGUCUCCUCACACAGCGCAGGAAGUGAAGAGCUCUGGGCCGCUUUACCUCUCACGUAUCUUCUCCUAUAAACUGCUGGUGGAAAACGCCAACGCUUAUAAGAGUGGCUGUGAAGGGACAAUGACUGUUAAACUCAUAACCCCACCGUGUGCCCAUAUCAAUGGGAAGGUGUUGCUGUAUAAGGAUGGAGGUGUUGGGAGAGGGGUUGCUGUUUCCUCACUUGUAACAAACCUGAUGGGGUUUGGUCCAGAGGAGCCCUCCUCUCCUCCACUGGCCUUUAACUGGCUGACGCACGGAGAGGAUGAGACAGAGUUCAACUGCUCUGUGUUUGAACCAGGAAGGAAUAAAUACUGCUUCCGCUUUGUUUUCAACUUCAGCCGCUCCCCUAGUCCAGCACAGACCUGCUUGGUGGUGCACAAGAGGGCAGAGUCGUGGGGACCCUGGCAGCCAUGGAGUGUGUGCAGUGUGAGCUGUGGAGACGGGGUGAGGGAACGAGUGCGGAAGUGUUUGCUGCCCUCAAGUGUCGGAGGGAUGCAGUGCACCGGCAUGGUGAAGGAACAGUCCCUUUGCUCACUGGAGGACUGUGUUGCUUUGCUCGAUCCUUCCCCAUCCCUCUCCCCUAAAGCUGUUGGAGCUGCAACCUUUGGCAGUAACGUGGUCGUUGUGGUUGGUAUCUCCCUCUGCCUGACUGUGAUUCUCUGCACUGUUGUGGUGGCGAUUUGGAGAAAAUUUUGCCAGACCCCUCAGUGCAGCGCUGUCCGCAGGGGCUCCAUGCAUUCCCCUGGGGGCCGCAAGCUGUCCGAUGAGAACUCUAUCUGUGGACACAGCCUCCAAAGACCCAGCCUCACCGACGGCCAAGGCCCACAAGGGAGCAUGGGUGUGGGUGCAGCCCAGAAAGUGAGGCCUUCCUUGGGCAGUGCGCCUCUGUCACAGACCCUGGUUAUGACGCCCUCACAGGAUCCAGAUAGGCUGUCUCCCACUGGUCAAAAGGUGUUGCCGCCAGUAUUUGGGUACCGCUUGGCUCAGCAGCAGCUGAAAGAAAUGAAAAAGAAGGGGUUGAAGGAGGCCAUCCAGCUGUACCAUGUCUCUUCAAGCCCAGUCCAUGACACCUUGGUUGAGGCAUCUGCUUUACCCACCAACUCCCCGAUUCCUUCACCAACUGGAUUGGUUCAUUCCGGUCUUCCAUCGGGCCUCCAGGCCGACACCAACCACAACCACUACAGUAUCGCAGCACCCUUCUCUGAGCCACCGCUGCAGAUUUCGAGGGUCACACCGGACAGACUGAGCCCCAGAGUGGACCUAGUCUUAGGUGCUGCUCUCUCUACAAGUGGGAGCAGCUCAAAAUGGCGUGAGCGCACUGCCCACUGGGUGGAGAUGGUGGACAGGAGCGGGUUAGCAGGCCACAGAGGCGAAGGAGGAGGAGGAGGAGAUGCAGGAAUGGGAAAUCACAAUUAUCCAAAUUUCAGGCGCACCGCCAGUUUCAAUGACACCAAACCCCAGACUCCGUCCUCAGCACAGUCCAGAAACUUCAGAGAACGGAGCAUGACCCACGUGGGAUCUCGCACCCAGCCUGAAGGAAGUUGUUUGACCAAAGGAGGAUGGGAGAGGCAGCCGUACCACGCUUACCCCAUUCCAGAGCAUGGGACUCCAGAGUUGACUAGACCCGGACCCCAGAGGAAUGACCAGAGGAAGCCCUGGUUAGAGACCGCUGCUCCCUCUCGCAACAGUGAGCUCAAACACACAGGGGCCAACCCAAACAACAUUUCAGCAUCUGAGAAAGAUGGUAGAGGACGCGCCAUUGGCACUGCUGAAAGGCAAUGGAGCGGUGGGCCUGUAAGUGGAGGUAAAGAGGGAUUGUCAGGGAUCGGGGGUCUGGCUGCAGGGCCUGCAGGUUCUCAUGGAGUGAACCAGUUGAGUAUUGAGCAGGCUGAGAUCAACUGGAACCGUCGUGGCCCGUCGCCCAUCCAGAGGAACAUCCUGGCCCGCAAAUUAAAGGAGGCUCAGUCCUGCUCAGGGAUCAAUGGUCGGCAGAGGAGCUCCACCUUUAGCGCACCGUCGUCUAACCAGAGGAAAGGUCGCUGCCACUCUCUGCAGAUGUCUGGAGGCUACAGCAACACUGACGACUCCCCCUACAGGCUGAGCGAAAAAGAGCAGAGGAUGCUGGACCUUGAUCUGUCCUCGUCGUAGAUCACACUGGUUUAUUGUAUGAUUCUAUUUACAUGUAUUCCUCAUGUAAAUCCUGUUCUGUUACAAUAUAUUGGCUAAGAGUGUUCUGUUUAUUAAGCUUUAUGGUUGUUACUUCUCUAUAAGAA